AUGGAGCAGGAGAAUUAUACCAGUAGAGUGAAUGAAUUUGUCCUCCUGGGUUUGUCCCAACAUCCAGAGCACCAGCGCUUCCUAUUUGUCAUCUUUCUGUUCAUCUACUUGGCUACAUGGCUUGGAAAUCUCACUAUAAUCAUCACUGUGAUCUGUGACUACCACCUUCACACCCCCAUGUACUUUCUUUUGGCUAACUUGGCUUUGAUGGAAGUCUCUGAAUCUUCAAUCACGGCACCCAAGUUGUUGCAAACUCUACUCUCCCAGCACAAAAGCAUCUCCUACAACGGCUGCAUUAUUCAGAUGUUUUGCAUCCACUUCAUUGGCGGUACUGUGAUAUUUUUUCUUGUGGCAAUGGCAGCAGAUCGGUACCUGGCUAUUCAUAAACCAUUGCAAUACAUGACUAUCAUGAACUGGAACAUGUGUUUGAAGGUAAUGGUAAUAGCUUGGACAGUUGCUUUCCUUCAUGCCAUUACUGUGAUUUUAAUGGUAAUACAGUUACCCUUCUGUGGUCCCAACAUACUUGACAAUUUCUAUUGUGAUAUCCCACAGGUUGUCCAGUUAGCCUGCACAGACACCUAUAUUGUUGAGCUGUUUAUAAUAAGCAACAGUGGACUGAUUAUUACAGGGGUCUUUACUGGAUUGCUCAUUUCAUAUACUAUUAUCUUGCUCAAGAUAAGAAAUCAUCUCUUGGAAGGAAAGCAGAAAGCUGUUUCCACUUGUGCAGCACAAAUCACAGUGGUGAGCUUGCACUUGAUCUCAUGUGCCUUUGUUUAUGAUCGGCCUUUGCAAAAAUUUCCAGAAGUUAAAUUUGUCUCUGUCAUCUACACAGUGAUUUCACCUGUGCUGAAUCCAAUCAUCUAUACUUUAAGAAACACAGAGAUGAAAAAUGCCAUUAGGAGAUUAGCAGGCAAAGUAUUUUUCUCCCAUAGGGGCUCAAAGAUGCAACAUAUGUUGUCUGUUUGGGUAUAG
Molecule: messenger RNA, 972 nt
Organism: Gekko japonicus
Lineage: Eukaryota; Metazoa; Chordata; Lepidosauria; Squamata; Gekkonidae
Product: olfactory receptor 4D9-like
Exons: 1
Coding region: 1-972 (323 amino acids)
Biological process (GO): G protein-coupled receptor signaling pathway
Cellular component (GO): membrane
Molecular function (GO): G protein-coupled receptor activity; olfactory receptor activity
Source: RefSeq, a predicted model, not a curated record